Molecule: messenger RNA, 2299 nt
Organism: Ectocarpus siliculosus
Lineage: Eukaryota; Phaeophyceae; Ectocarpales; Ectocarpaceae
Source: the annotation of a GenBank genome assembly
UUGAGGUCCUUCUGCCUUGCUCUCAAUAUACUCGCCUUUUGUCCGUGGGGCUGCCUCCCCGUUUAUUUUCCACGGCCACCUCUGGCUCUAUCGUCUAGGGAGGGUCGUUGGUGCGCCACGGUAGUGGCGUCGCCGUCGGUUUCCAAAGCAUGGCCAUGUUCGCCGGCACGCACCGCCGGCUGUGCGCGUUGCCCGACUGCCAGUCACCCUGCUUCGAAGACCAAGACGGCUUCGUCCACAGCUACUGCUCGCGAACAUGUUCAAAUGAGGCUCUAGCGAGGGCGAAAUGGGCUUCACUUCGAUCUUCCUCUCGAAACAGGGGCGGAGGGUCCGAUGGCUCUCGAUGCAAGCUAGCCGGCUGUUCUCGUACCGUUUACGUCGACGAACGUUCGGGCCGCGUGCACGAAUUCUGCGGCCGCGGCCACGCAAACGAGGCCAUGGCCAACGGAAAGAGGUCGUCGCCGUCUCGCGGGACGGGGGCAGGAAAAGGAGCACCUGCACACGAAAAGGGCACUGGAGAGUGCAGUUUAGAGGGCUGCAAAGAAUUGGUCUACCGUGACCCUGUGACGAAAGUGGAUUCCAAGUACUGCAGCAACCGGCACUAUGUGGCGGGAACGGCCAUGCUCAACAGCGAAUGCAUCCGCGAUGGCUGCAGCAGGGCUGCCUGGGUGGACGAAGGUACGGGAGGCGUGUUGGAUUACUGCGGAAGCCGGUGCGCAGGCGAGGUCGGGAUGAACUACCUCGUGGGUGUCGGCGUGUGCUCUUUGCCUGGGUGCGUCAACCCCAACUUCGUCCACCCGCGCGAUCGGCAGGAGACGGGAUACUGCUGCGAAGACCACCGGCUUCGCGCGACCCAGCGCUCCCUGGGGCCGAACCCGGAGCCGUUUGUCGAUCGCACGUUUCGGGGCGGCACCACAAGCGCCGACGACUUCCAGCUGAGCGUCCUAACGAACCGACACCCGGAGUACCUCAGUCGGAAACAGCAGUUCAUGCAGAAGUGGGAGAAGCCCCUGGUGGGCACUGGCGUCUCAGUCUUGAGAAUUUUCAAGGUCCAGGUGCCGAAGGAUAUCCGAAGACGAACCGAAACCUGCAUGGGACAAGUUGGAAACGUCCAGCGGCGAUUCCACGGCACCUCGUGCUCGAACGUGUGCACGUUCUUUGUCGACCUGAGGGGGGGGCCGUGCGGAGAGUCCACCUGCAAAGUCUGCAACAUCUGCACGCACGGUUUCCAGCUGAGAGACAACGUUGGGGACACGGCGAGGCGCACGAACUUCGACCUGCGUUACGGAGACGGGCUGUACUUCAGCAGCGUCUCCGGCAAGGCCAACGACUACGCCGAGCUGUCCGAGAAGACGGACCGGUCAGGCAAGAAGGUGCGGUGCAUGUUCUUGUCAAGCGUGACCGUAGGCAGGGCCUUCAUCACCUACGAAGGGAAGCUCCCUCCGGAACAAUGCCCCCCGCCAGGCUUCGACUCCGUCGUGGGAGAGAAAGGGCCGGCCUUGAACUAUCCCGAAGUAGUAGUUUACAAGGAAGAGGCUGCCCUGCCGACUCACUUGAUCGUCUACGCUCUGCACGAAUAAAAAACGGAUGGAAGGAGCUAAUCGAGAAAACAUGAAAAAGACGACCAAUGGGUCCGGUCCGCCCGCGCAGCGGGCACUCGUCGAGCUGUAUUUGUGAGCACCGCGUGCGCAUGAGGUGUUUUAAUAUUCUUUUUAUUUUUUCGUUUUUUGCCAACGCAGUGACCUACGGGAAUCAGAAAGAGCACAAUGGACAGGGAAAGCAUACCAUGAAACUGCCUGAUGUGGCGGUUCCUUCGUAGGAUGAAGGUUUCGGUUUUGGUGUGCAAGCUCCACAGCUGCUACAGUACAUGAAAAGGUGCCUUGCUUUCUAAACCACGGAAUCCCGGCUACUGUAGAUGCUAGGAGAUUCACGUUUGCGGGAAUGGAGCGCCCAAUAGGCGUGGGGGAGAGGGACGGGAGUGCCAUUAGAGUGGUGCGUUCACCAUACGUUUUGCAAUUUCUCGUGGUUCCAAUUUUUCUGUAAGCUACUGUUGCUCAUGAUUUACCAUGGGGAUUACGGCCGGAUUUUUCGCCGACCAGACCAAUGCCGCUCCACCUGUUAGACGUGUGAAUCAGAUUUUGGCGGCAUCACUCCUGGAUUGUACCCCAAAGGUAUUACGAAACGAACAGGCUGUAUAUCGAGUCUAGCUGCUGCUUCCGAAAGGGCCGCUGCUACUCUUGAAAGCAAGCAAGACGUUGGGCAACGGAAUCAAUCCAGUUGUGGCAAACGGUCACGCGUG